Apis laboriosa (Himalayan honeybee) is the source of this 606-nucleotide messenger RNA. RefSeq names its product cuticle protein 18.7-like. The record is from RefSeq and is a predicted model, not a curated record. The transcript has 2 exons. The coding region runs from base 1 to 606 and encodes 201 amino acids. Lineage: Eukaryota; Metazoa; Arthropoda; Insecta; Hymenoptera; Apidae.
AUGAGACCGAUCCAAGGUACCUUGGCGAGUACUGUACGCUCAGAUAGCGCGCAAGGAGCCACAGUUUGUCCACAAGAUGAAAUUUCUCAUUUUCAGAUCAUUCUCUCCGCUCUGGUAGCAGCGGCGUCUGCCAGGCCAGGCUUGCUAGUAGCGCCACAGGUGGCAGCACUUGCGACGCCCUUAACCAUCACCAAACUGGUACCUGGCGCGCCCAUAGGACUCGACGGCCGAGUCGUGGACACCCCGGAAGUAGCCCUGGCAAAGGCGGAACACGCGGCAGCCCACAUCAACGAAAGAAUCAAUCUCGCGCAAGAGUCGCUCAAAUCGGCUGAUGCGAUCGCCAUUACAGGUCCCCUUGUCGCCAGCAGCGUGGAACCCAUCGCAGUUGCGGCCAAAAUCGUGCCUGCGGCCCCUCUGGGCCCCGACGGCCGUGUCGUGGACACACCUGAAGUGGCUCUGGCCAAGGCGGAGCACGCUGCCGCUCACAUAAAUCAGAAGAUAGAGCAAGCUGUCGAGCAAAGACAAUCCUCCUCUCUGGAGAUUCCUCUUGUCCUGUCCACGUAUUCAGGACCCGUGAUUCAAAAGGUUUUACUUAACGGGCUUUAA